This is a messenger RNA of Stegastes partitus (bicolor damselfish), 3399 nucleotides long. RefSeq names its product two pore calcium channel protein 2-like. Gene Ontology annotation, cellular component: lysosomal membrane. Gene Ontology annotation, biological process: endocytosis involved in viral entry into host cell; calcium-mediated signaling; transmembrane transport. Lineage: Eukaryota; Metazoa; Chordata; Actinopteri; Pomacentridae. Gene Ontology annotation, molecular function: ligand-gated sodium channel activity; voltage-gated channel activity; intracellularly phosphatidylinositol-3,5-bisphosphate-gated monatomic cation channel activity. The annotation marks the transcript as partial. The record is from RefSeq and is a predicted model, not a curated record. The transcript is spliced from 13 exons.
UGCUUCAUCAACUUCUUUUCCUUUUUUCUUUACUCAUUCCCUACAAUUGUCUCAUUUGCUCUUCUGAUAUGUCAGGUGGCGCAGCAGUACACAGAGGUCAGCUACAUGAAUCGAGAGCAGUUCAGUAAAAUGUUUGAUGAACUGGAUAAAGAUUGCAUCAAGGAGCACCCUCCUUUACCUCAGUACAGAUCUCCAGCCCUGCAGAGACUCCAGGUGAUCUUCAGUCACUACUAUCUCACUAUACUUGGCAACGCGGUGGCCCUGGCCAAUGUUGUGUGCAUAUGUACUAUCUUGGUGUUGAAUUCCGAAAAGUCCACAGCAGAGAGAGACAACUUCAUUUUGGAGAUCAUCAACCUGUGCUUCAUCCUCUACUACCUGUUUGAAAUGUGUGUGAAGAUCUUUGCCUUCGGCUGGAUAGGAUACCUGUCCUACAGAAACAACAUCUUUGAUGGCUUCCUCACCAUCCUGUUAUUGGCCCUACAGAUCACCAUAUUCAUCACCUACAGGCUUCCUUAUUCCCAGUGGGAUCCCUCCACCCAUGGUGUGAUGUCUCUAUGGGAGAUGGUUCGUUUGGUUAACAUGCUGAUUGUGUUCCGUUUCCUGCGCAUCAUCCCUGAUAUCAAGCUCAUGGCUUUGGUUGCAAGUACACUGUUGGAUCUGGUUAAAAACCUCCGAGCGUUUGCAGGGAUACUAGUGGUGGUGUACUAUGUGUUUGCUGUGUUUGGGAUCUGGCUGUUUGAAGGUGCCAUUAAACCUCCUCCAGGCACGAGUGUGCUCUCCAAUACUUCUAUGCAGAACAUCACCACUAACUUUAGCAUGGAGUGUGGCACCUAUGAACAGCUGGGCUACUGGCCAAACAACUUUGACGACUUUGCUGCAGCCAUUAUUUUGCUCUAUGACGUCAUGAUAGUGAACAACUGGCAAGCCUUCAUGGACGCAUACAGCAGAUACACCACAGAGUGGUCCAAGAUCUACUUUGUAUGUUGGUGGCUCACCUCCUCUGUCAUGUGGGUCAACUUGUUUGUGGCGCUCAUCUUGGAGAACUUCAUCUACAAGUGGGAUCGCAGUCACAGCUGCUCUGUUACAGAUGUGGAUAGGAUAAGAUAUGAAACCUCGGUUCAGUUUAUGUUCAGGGAGCAGGUCCAAGAGCCAACAGAAGAGGAAUUAGUUUGUCAGCUACACCAGCACCCCCACUUACACCUUCAGUGGUGACACACCGAUCUACAACACAGAGUUAGGACACUGCUACUGAAGUGUAGCACAGGAGCACUGAAGGGUCAAUAUUCAAGCUUUCUACUACUAGGUUAUUUUAGGUAUGUUUUAUUGUAAUUCCUUUUACUGAAACAAGUAGAAAGGACAUUUUAUUUUAUUAUUUGUCUUUUUGUUUGUGAGUAAAACCACUGUGAGCUACAGAUUCAUUUGUACAGAGAUUGCCAAAAUACUCUAUAGCAUCUAUUAGAGUAUUUGCAGUUAGUCUACAAUCAAAUCAAACCUUAAAUAAAUCUAACAAAAGCUCCUGCCAAUUUCACAUUUGGAAACAGCCAAAAGAAACUUCCAGAUGUUACUUGAUUUAGUUUUUUGUUUUCAAGGCUAUUGCACGACUGUCAGCAAAACCUAAACUUCACUGUAGAGGUGAAAAAAAAAGUGACAUCAGAAUGUAGUGUUGGGAAAAUCCCUCAGAGAAGCCUUGUACGGUUGUACAAAUUGCACUUUCUCCAGCGCUGUAAUUGUAAUGAUGAAUUUAAGGAUUGUCACCAGCUUUUUAGAAAAACUUGUGCUGACUUGUUCUCCUGGAACAAAUUUAAGUUGUGAGCAAAGCUGUGAGUGUGAAAAUAUUAGCAUCACAGAAGAGGACAGUUCUGUGGCCAAACUGCAGUCAUAUUAUCAGGGCAAAACCAACCUCUUCCUCUGCAGGGGCAGCAGGGAAUUUUGUGGGAACUACCUUAUUAACAAACAAAUUUCAUGGUUUCAGGCAUGUUUCAGAACAUGACCUGUCCUGAUCUGUUCUAACAACCUGACAGUCACAUCCAGAUUCACACAUAGUUCAGCAUGUGUGAUUAAUUGUAGCAGCCCACUUCUAUCAGGCAGGAUUGUCCUGAUGGUUGAAGCUUGUCACCAAGUAUUACAAGGAAACAAGGAAUACUAUUUUACUGGUAUCCUACACUGAUUUCCCCUUAAUGUUGCCCCUCCCCGCCAGCAAUGACAAAGAUCAAAUACAAAAUACUAUCCAGCCCAAACCAGUGAACUCAAUUAUUCUAAGUGUGUCAAAUUGCUGCCAGUCUCUGUCCUUAAAGCUUUGGCCUGUUCUACUAAGCAUUAUGACGAGCAGCCUGCAACAUAAGACUCCUUCAUAGGAUUCAAACCAAAGUGGAUGCAGUCAGUGGAAACACUUUCCUGUUUGAAAGGGAUGGAGUUCCGAAGUGUUUUGCAGUGAAUGACUGUUUGACUCUGUGUUUGCAGGAUAUCAGCAGUGAUGAUAAGGUUGUUCAUGUCUGCUUUAUUAAGUCUGCCUUCAAAUGUCACAGGUGCCAAAGAUAAAUAUGGAUGUUAUGCAGCAGUUCCAUGAAAUGUCCAUAAUACUCAGUUUUUUCAAUUAUAAAUUUUACUUUUCUCUAGAACCCUCAAAAACCAGUCCCUGAUUUCUUAACGGCCUAUGAGCUGAUGAUACUUUUUGAGACAACCUGCUGAGGCUUGCGGCUGCUUGCUGAAUUACCAUCCAUCUACAAGAUGGAGAAUUUAAGGUAGUAAAUAGUAUUAAUAUAUGAACCCAUGUUAGGUAUUUGUACAAUGGCAUCUGCUUCGAAAUCUGCGCAUUGAGACAUGUUGAUGUGUUGUCAGUUGGUAAAAAGGGAAAAGGUUACUCCUUGGGACUGAGCCCUUGUGUUAUUUAAAGGAGAAGACACAGUGUGCCUUGGCAUUUUUAAAAACACAGUUUGAUUUAUUUUAUUUGUAGAAAAGGUUUUUAUAGAAAGUAUGGUUGAUUUUUAAAGACACAGAAAACAAGCCAGAAAAACCAUUCAGAACUAAUGUGAAAUAAAUAUUUUGUAUAAAUUCAAGACCUAUUUUUGUGAUUUUAUUGAUUUGUAUCUACAGAACAUCAACAUUUUGGCUUUAAAGUAGGAAACCAGCUGUGCAGGCAAUCCUCAGAGUUGCUGCAUUACCCCUUUCUCUGUCUGGGAAAUUUUCACUUCAUAGUUGGCACAGUUGAAUUGAUGAUCUGUAUUUCUGCUGGUUUAAGUCUUUGUAGUAGUUGUCUGAAAAAUGACUUGUUGACAGAGCAUCUUUUCAGUAAUUUGUGCAACACUGGUAUUCUCCAUGCUGAGAAGAAUUAACGUUGUCAUCAAAAAUAAAGGUGAUCAUGUAAGGAAUUUAAAAAAUAAAAGAUUUUAAUCUUGCUAA